This is a messenger RNA of Stomoxys calcitrans (stable fly), 2337 nucleotides long. It is a transcript of the gene Uba3, whose product is annotated as nedd8-activating enzyme E1 catalytic subunit. Gene Ontology annotation, cellular component: cytoplasm; nucleus. The coding region runs from base 718 to 2076 and encodes 452 amino acids. The transcript is spliced from 5 exons. The record is from RefSeq and is a predicted model, not a curated record. NCBI's taxonomy places the organism in Eukaryota, Metazoa, Arthropoda, Insecta, Diptera, Muscidae. Gene Ontology annotation, molecular function: NEDD8 activating enzyme activity. Gene Ontology annotation, biological process: protein neddylation.
UAUCCAACGUAAAAAAUAAUAAAACUGAUUUUAUUGUGCGUGAUAGAACUAGGAUUUUAAUCCUUAGUGCGGUAUUCGAAAUAUCCUUUAUAAGAUUAAAGGAUACACAAAUUUUCAUGAAGGAAAAAGUAUAAAGGAUAUUAAGAAAUAUCCCUGUGACUAAAAAAUAUUAGUGAAAAGAGAGAGGAUAAAAAGAUUUAUUCUUUCAAACACUUGCGACGUACAAAUUAGUGGAACCAGAAAGGAUAUAAAGAUCUAUCCUUUUGGUGAACAUCCUUGUGUCAGAAGAAAACCUAGUGAAAAAAAAGGAUAUUCCUUCGAACACUAUAGUGAAUUAUAAACUUCAAAGAAACGAUAUAAAUAUCCGUACAACAUAAUUUACAAUUUUACGGACUCAAAAUUUAACAAAGUUAAAAUCAAAAAUAAAAAAACUAUAAAAUAUAUCCUUAAACAUAACUAAAAACCAAACGGAACAAAAUAAAAAACUGAGAAAUAACAUUGCCAACAAGCUAAUAAGUUAAAGAACAGUUCAUGCCGAGAACUGCACCGUGGAAGACCCUACUACUAAGAAGAAAGUGAACCCGCAAUCCUUAGCACCAACAACCAAAUUUCAAAUACGGUGGCAACUCUCUUUAUGUGUCGCUUAGUAGCAGCUGAUUGUAUUCGGGCCGGCAAUUGUAAUUGCAAAUUCCUGGAAACUCUUAGGCCAUAAUCAUCAUGUCAGCUGCUGUUUCGCCUGCUCCAGCUUCCAGCUCCAUGAAUCGCAAAAGAUGGCACAAUUUGCGAAACAUCUUAGAGAGAAAGGGUCCUUUCUGCAAGUCCGAUUUCACACCAUCUGCUGAUAAUUUGGAGUUUUUGCAAAAUACUUGCAAAAUUUUGGUCAUAGGUGCUGGUGGCUUGGGCUGUGAAUUACUCAAAGAUUUGGCCUUGAUGGGCUUUGGCGAUAUUCAUGUCAUCGAUAUGGACACCAUCGAACUUUCCAAUUUGAAUCGUCAGUUUCUGUUUAGACGCAACGAUAUUGGUUCGUCGAAGGCUGAGUGUGCGGCAAAAUUCAUUAACAAACGCAUACCAACAUGUCAAGUGACUCCACAUUGUGCAAAAAUUCAAGAUUUCGAUGAAUCAUUUUAUCAACAAUUCCACAUCAUUGUUUGUGGUUUGGACUCGAUUGUGGCCCGCAGAUGGAUAAAUGGCAUGCUGAUUUCAAUGCUGAACUACAAUGAGGAGGACGGUAGUGUGGAUGCCUCAAGCAUCAUACCCAUGAUUGAUGGAGGCACUGAGGGUUUCAAAGGAAAUGCUCGUGUUAUUUUGCCUGGCUAUACAGCUUGCAUUGAAUGCACAUUGGAUCUUUUUCCACCUCAAAUUAACUAUCCACUGUGUACGAUUGCAAAUACACCACGUUUGCCGGAACAUUGCAUUGAAUAUGUCAAGAUAAUACAAUGGGACAAAGAGAAUCCCUUUAAUUGUGCCUUGGAUGGCGAUGAUCCUCAGCAUAUUGCCUGGAUUUAUGAACGUGCCAUGGAGAGGGCUAAUCAAUUUAACAUAACAGGAGUCACAUAUCGUUUGGUUCAAGGCGUUAUAAAGCAUAUAAUACCUGCAGUGGCCAGUACCAAUGCUGUUAUUGCUGCUGCCUGUGCCACCGAGGUCUUUAAAUUGGCCACAAGUUGUUACGAUAGCAUGUCCAACUAUAUGAACUUCAAUGACAUCGAUGGCAUCUAUACUUACACCUAUGCUGCGGAGAAAUCCGAAACUUGUUUGGCCUGUAGCAAUGUACCGCAAGUUGUGAACAUUGAAGAUCCAAAUACCACCACCUUAGAAGAUCUAAUUAAGAUUUUAUGUGAAAAUGCACGUUUUCAAAUGAAGCAGCCAGGUAUUACAACUAUGAUGGAUGGUAAAAACAAAACGCUUUACAUGGCCACAGUGAAAAGUAUCGAGGAACGUACUCGGGCCAAUCUAACGCAAUCGUUGGGCGAAUUGGGCCUUAAAGAUGGCCAAAUAAUUAUGGUGGCCGAUCAGACAUCACCCACAACCAUAGCUUUGCAGCUCAAAUACAAUGCAAAUGAAGUGGAAAUGGCUUGAAUACAAAAAUAAAAUAAACGAAAUAACAACAAAAAACAUGCAAGGAACUUAGUUUCAAGAAAAACGGAAUGUAAUAGGAAUAAUUUAAAUUAAUACAUUUAUAAAUGAAUAAACACAGGCAAAUAAAUUAUUAAAAAUCACAACACGAAACCAAAAAACUAACACAACAACAACAAACUUAAUUGCAAAUCAAUUAAAAUAUCACCAUUAGCAUUUCAUCUGUAUCGAAUAUCAAUAAAAACUAUUCACUAAUCUCAUCAA